Molecule: messenger RNA, 249 nt
Organism: Fusarium mangiferae
Lineage: Eukaryota; Fungi; Ascomycota; Sordariomycetes; Hypocreales; Nectriaceae
Exons: 2
Coding region: 1-249 (82 amino acids)
Source: RefSeq, a predicted model, not a curated record
AUGUCUGACUACAAGCCCACUGAGCACGACGGCCUCCGCAAGGACGGUCAGCCUGACGGUCGUGUCGGCACCGGCGAGUUCGCCCACGGCAAGGUCGACCCCCACAAGGCCGGCGAGCAGGGCGGAAAGACUUCCGGCUCCGGCGAGGGCCUUGGAAGCUCCGACAGCAGCGGUGGUGACUACAAGCCCACUGAGCACGGUGGCCUGAAGAAGGAUGGCAGCCCUGACCAGCGUGUUAAGGGUAACUAA